CACCAGGAGGCAGUGAGACUUCAUAAUGCCACCUGAACACCGUGCAACACUGUCUUAUGUUCCGUGUGCGGAAGCGGUCUGAUCCCUGGCGUUUCGAUACUCUGAAGGACACGGACGGACAGGGGCGACGGAGGCUGUCCGCCGACCGACGCUUGUGCCGCUUCAAAACGCAGCGGGGCGAAGGGAGAGGAGACGGCUGGUUUCUGAGAUGUAGCUGCGGUCAGCGUUUGUAGGAAGGUACCCUCUCUCUGAAGCCCACCUGCUCUCCUUUAACGUCGUCGGCGUGUGAGAGGCGCCGGCGUGCCGAUGGUUUCCCUUUGGGGGUAAAAUUGCGUCCUCGUCCGAGCGGGCGUGCCCCGGGUCCAGAAAUCACCCUCAUCCUCGUCAGGCGAGAGACGCUCAGUUCAAGCGGGGGUCCGUCUGCCGUGCGUCUCCGCAAUACUGGCGGCAAUAACAGAUUUUAGGAAAUGGAUCCAGGUAACCAGAGCCAAGUUGAGACUCUAGCUGGCAAUUCCUCGAAAACAGACCAGGUUUUAACAAACACUCAAGCAUCACCACCAGGUACUGGAGCCCAAGUCACCAACCCCACGAGCGCCCGGCCUGCAAAUCCUGUCAGGCCCAGGAGACCCCAGAGAAGUCCCCGAGUAGAGGGCUCAGUAGACAUCUGUGAUCCCAAACCCGAACCUACAUCUGGUGACAGCCAGGAUCAGUCCACCCCAGAUAAAGCUGGCGCUAGUCAUUCCAAGCCCCUACGCCCUGCUGCAGCCAGACCAUCAGGGGUGUCCACUGCGGCCAACAUAAAGGCUGGCCAUAAAGGCUCGGGCCACCAUCCAGUCAGGGCUGCCUCAGUUCCCCAUCCACCUGCUGCCAGGCCCGUGCCUCCGCCUCUCAACCCUUAUGCCCAGAGAGCAUUUUCUGUCGCGGGCACUGCGGACACACAGCCUUUGGCUGUGGAAGACUUCAGGGUACAUAUAAUUACAUGGAAUGUGGGCUCUGCCAUGCCACCUGAUGACAUGACUGCCUUGCUGGGGUUGAAUGUGGGCAAUGGAAACACAGACAUGUAUGUCAUUGGGCUACAAGAAGUGAACUCUAUGAUUAACAAAAGGCUGAAAGAUGUCCUCUUCACAGAUCAGUGGAGCGAGGUCUGCAUGGAGAGACUCAGCCCCUUUGGUUAUGUGCUGGUAACAUCCCAGCGGAUGCAGGGGGUGCUGCUACUGGUUUUUGCCAAAUACUAUCAUCUACCCUUCCUUCGAGGGGUACAGACUGAGACCACCCGCACUGGCCUGGGGGGUUACUGGGGGAAUAAAGGGGGAGUGAGUGCCCGCAUGUCUGUGUUUGGUCACACCAUUUGCUUCCUGAACUGCCACCUGCCGGCUCACAUGGAGAACUCAGACCAGCGGAUGGAGGACUUUGAGAGCAUUCUGCAGCAGCAGCAGUUUGAGGGCCAGGGGGCUGCAGGGGUACUUGACCAUGAUGUCGUGUUUUGGUUUGGAGAUCUGAAUUUUCGUAUUGAUGACCUUGAAAUGCAAGUGGUGAAAUCAGCCAUCGAUACCAACAAGCUAUCCAUGUUGUGGGAGAAGGACCAGCUGAACAUGGCCAAAGACAGCGAGACCGUCCUAGAGGGAUUUCUGGAGGGACCACUCAAAUUCCCUCCAACAUACAAGUUUGAUGUUGGGACAGACACAUAUGACACAAGUGGGAAAAAGCGUAAACCGGCGUGGACUGACAGAAUCUUGUGGCGCCUGAGGGCCACCGCUCCUGCUGGCCCCAACUCAAACGCAGGGAAGCGUGGCUCCAUGUCUGGCCUGACCAGUGGGACCAAGGUUAUGCAGCAUUGCUAUCGCAGUCACAUGGAAUACAUCGUCAGUGACCACAAACCAGUCUCCUCUAUUUUCACUCUGCAGUUCCCAUAUAAGGUAGAUAUCCCCCUGGUUACACUCAUUGUGGAUGAUGAGUGGAAUAGCAUUGCAGAUGCUGUAGCCAAGUUCAAAGCUGCUCCCAACUAUUCUCGCAGCUCUUGGGACUGGAUUGCACUGUACAAGGUGGGAUUCAGACACCACAAGGACUAUGUGGGGUAUAUGUGGGCCAAGCAAGAAGAAUCUGAUUUCCAUCGGCAAGAGCAUCAGGUAACCUUUACUGAGGAGGAGUUGCCCAAGGGCUCGGGUGACUACAUCUUGGGUUACUAUAGCAACAACAUGAGCUCCAUCGUGGGUGUAACAGAACCAUUCCAGAUCCAACUUCCCUCCUCGGCCCUUGAUGGCAGCACUUCAGACAGCUCUGACUUUAGCUCGGAGGAUGACAGCACCAUUGUCCUCAUGAAGACCAGGUCCCGUAGUGCGAGCCCAAGAAAGGACCAGCAACUCAGCCAUCGCAGCCGCAGUCCAAGCCAUAGCCGUAGUCGCAGCGGUAGCCCCGCACAGGCCAAAAUGAAAGGGCUCAACCUCAGCAAAGGAUCUCCUGCCAACGCCACUCCUGUGAACAGCUCCACAGGUCGCCCAGAAGAGGGCAGCGGCAGUCAGGUGUAUGCCUCCACGGAGAAACCCUUGGCUGAACCUGCGGAGUCAGGGGUGUGAUGAAGAUCCCACUUCUUCCUGAUUUCACAGGCGUCAUGGCCAAUGCUGUGUCUUUUGUUUUAUACAUGCACUGCACUGUAUGUUCACUGGAAUGAAAAAUGUACAAUUUCUGAUGCUGUUUUUUUUUUCUUCCCAAGAAUACACUUAACCAUCUGGUUUAUUAAGGAGGCUUUCUUUGCAGUUCUCGCUGUGCUUUUUUUUUUACAAUUUGUAAAAACGUUUCCUCUGUCCUACUGUUGUUGUUUUUUUCACUGUCCCCUCUCAGGCAUACACAGUGCUGGCUUUUGGAAAAAAAAACCCAGUGAUCUAAACUCAUAAGUACCAAAUCCCAGUCAAGGAAAAUGGUUACUGAAUACUUUGUAGAACCACAUUUUACUUACCUUUCAUUCACAUUUUUAAAAGUGACACAUUGGCUUAUCCGGUGGCUUUGUCUGCAGAUUUACACGUGCACAUGUGAAAAUUUGCUCAUGACAAAGAGCAGGGCAUAUCUGAAUGUCAGAGGGAACAUUGCUCACAAGAUUUUAUCACUUGUUUGAUUUUGCUGAACCUUGUCCUACAUUUCAAGAAAAGACCAUGCCCAGUGGCAGUGCCACAGAGAAAUUGUCCAUACUGAAAUAAAUCCACUUGGACCAAAGUAUAAGAUAAACUUAAAUAAGAUAAACAUCCCUUUGGGCAAAUUGUGCACACACAGACCAUGGAGUCACAGUGAUACCCGAAAAAAAUAGAUUUUAUUGCAGCCAGAGCAUUUCAAUUCUUAUCUUUCCAACUUAUCCACUAAUCUUUGUUACUUUGCCCCUUUGGGUAAUAUUGUUAACUUGAGACCAACCACGGCAGUAACAGCUAAAGUGGUAUUUCGCUCUGAAAGACAUUUACAUUUCUUAAAAACACAUACCUUUUUGAGUUCAUGGGACUUUUAGUGACUGUAAUUUUUGACUAAAGCAAAAAAGAAAUAUUCUUUUAAAGGUUCAACACAGAAGACAAAAAAAAGCCAAUCUUGGUGUCAUAACAUGUUAAAAGAAGUGUUUUUGAGGGAAGAGCUUUGAAAUAGAGGAAAAUAAGGAACAUUCCUUUGUAUAUUCAUUUUGCAGACAUGCAAAUGAAUUGAUCAGAAGAUGGGCUAAAUGUGAUAAAAGCAUAAAAUAAGAUAUUGCUGUGAAAUAUGUCUAAUAAUUUCAUCCUCGUGAGUACUAUUUAUACUCUCACUUUUUACAUUUUCUCUUCCUUUUUACUUUGUUUCACGUUUCAUCUUUUCCUCAUUUUGUUUUGUUUUUUUGGGGUUUUUUUUCCCAUACCCUUUAUCUGUAGGUUGUGGCGAUUAGGUGGCAGUGGUCGGUCACGAGUGGUAAUGUGCUGGAUUGUUAGCUUGUGACCUCUGAAGCACCAUAUUAGACACUCGGUACCAAUGGGCUGUUAGCAUAGGACAGUGCAAACUGUUGUAACGUAACCUCAUUGUAUAAGUUUGUGAUCACAUUUGUAUGUCUUUUUUUUUCAUGCCAAGUGAUUGUGUGAAUGUUUGGGUUUUUUCGCAAGUCUGUGCGUGUAGCUAGUGAUGGCUGUGUAACAGGUGUGCGUGUGUUUGCAUGGUUUGGUGGACAUAGUGUACCCUCUGGUACUGUGACUUUGUGCCGUAAAGUGCUGUUAUUGACUCUUUGUAAUACUUGUGGUUAAUGAGAAGUAUUAGAAAACUAUGGGAAGGACAGUGUAAAAAAAAAAAAUCUCAAAAUUAUGGUCAAUAUUAGGGAAGGCAAACACAGCAUAGUUUUGCUUGUGUCCAGUCUAGUUGAUUCAGUUUAAUUGUGCAUCCUGAUUUUUGUCAUUUUCCAAUGAAAAAUAACCCAAUGUACUGCAUUUGACCUUUGUACAGAAGCAACGUGUUUUGAAAAGGUUAUCUGGACUUGAUAAAAACAUAACUUAUAGUGAAUACAAGUGACUACUUUCAGUAAUUUCAGUAUGUGAAAUAAGAUACUCUAAGAGAUAUAUGUCUAGAGUGUUUAUUUUAUGAUUAUUAUAUGUUGAAUGAUUAUAUAUGUAAAAGACUAAUAUGAUAUACAAUAUGAUUCAGAGUAGAUGACAAUCUAUGCCGAGAAUAGAUUACAAUACUUGGAUUAUUUAUUUAUUUUCUUAUUUAAUUCUGACAAAUGAGCCUGAAUUCUGCUGGCCAGUGAAGGAGCAUUAUUUCAAAGAAAAUAGUACAAUAUUAUAUUGACAGUUUUUGCUGGGGGGGGGGGUUCUGUUUGCAGGUAUACAGGGAUAACUUCUCUGUACUUUCAUUGUGGAAAUGUCGAUGUCUCUGCAAGUUUGUUCUCAGUUGGGAGAUAGGGAUGACUGAAAUAAAAGAAUACAGUGCGAGUAGGAGAAAUUUAAAAUGAGUAUUGGUAUCUGAGGCUGGUGUAUGUACGGAAGAUAAUCAUUCUCUUCUCCCUGACUCAGUACUGUAUCACUGUCCAAAUAGAAUAUAUAACUCCCCUUCAAACUGUGAUCUCUGUCUGUUUUCUGAGUCUCUGAGCCAUGUCUUUAUGAGCAAUGCGUCAUUUCUUUUUCCACUG
Molecule: messenger RNA, 5119 nt
Organism: Lampris incognitus (smalleye Pacific opah)
Lineage: Eukaryota; Metazoa; Chordata; Actinopteri; Lampriformes; Lampridae
Gene: inpp5jb
Product: inositol polyphosphate-5-phosphatase Jb
Exons: 13
Coding region: 468-2573 (701 amino acids)
Biological process (GO): negative regulation of peptidyl-serine phosphorylation; phosphatidylinositol dephosphorylation
Cellular component (GO): ruffle; plasma membrane; cytoplasm
Molecular function (GO): phosphatidylinositol-4,5-bisphosphate 5-phosphatase activity; phosphatidylinositol-3,4,5-trisphosphate 5-phosphatase activity
Source: RefSeq, a predicted model, not a curated record